Molecule: messenger RNA, 3062 nt
Organism: Chiloscyllium plagiosum (whitespotted bambooshark)
Lineage: Eukaryota; Metazoa; Chordata; Chondrichthyes; Orectolobiformes; Hemiscylliidae
Cellular component (GO): Golgi apparatus; early endosome; plasma membrane
Source: RefSeq, a predicted model, not a curated record
UGGAAGCGGAUUGCCCGGAGUUCCCUCCGACAGUGUGUGCAGCUGCUCUCCCGGCUCCAGGUUCUCUCUCCCCGGGCUGUCAGCUCUCCUUCCCAGGCUCUCUGGCUGCAGCAAUGCUCUGCAAUGUUGCCCUGGCUGCUUGGCUGCUAACUGCAGCGUUUAGUCUUAGGAAUUCAACGACAGAACAUACAACAGAACCAGUGUCCCUGAGUUUGGAACCCAGAAAUGGUUCAGGGGCAAGUCCAUUUAUCAUCUCUCAAUCUACCACCCAAACAUCACUUACAACCAACACUGUAUCGCGUGCCAAUGGACCCCAUGAAGGUACUGCAUCCAGCCUUGCUGCUACAGUAUCCACAAGCACCAAAUCUAACGCUGCUGGCACAGAGAGAUCUACUUCAACAAACUCAAUCUCUACUAGAGGGUUAUCAACAGUGACGACAAUAAGAGGUACCAAGGAUGUUGCUACACAUUCCCAACAAGUCCUUACAUUUGAAACAGGGACUACAGAUGCUACAAGUAAGCCACAGUCAACUUUAAAUCAUUCAAUAGAUACAAGUUCAUCAUUGUCCAUAUCAACCUCAGCCCAAAAAACAGAUCAAUUCUCUACAUCGCUAACUGCUGCCACUUCCCAAACUACAAGGAGCUCACAGCCUCCUUCAGGUUUAUCCCCAUCAACUGACAUCAGCACACCACCAUCAAAGUCAACAAUUAUCAGUGUACCACAGUCAACGUCAACUUUCAACCUGUCUACAGGUUUUGGACAGUUAUCUACCCCAGUCCAAGUGCUCCCAGCAUCUACUUCAGUCCAAACUGCAGGAAAAUCGAGUACACAGUUCAGUUCAACCAUUGCCCAAACCGUAGCUACUACAAGUUUACCAGAGACGUCCAGCACUGUCAAUCAACAAACCAAACCAACAUCUGUACCAUCUGUAACUUCCACUGUACCCCAGACAGAAAGCAGCGUGACGACAUUGGAAACCACUUCUGUCAUGACUGAAAAGGAAACAGUUACUGUGAUCUCAACCUCGUUGUCUUCAUUGUCGACUCCAACACCAUCAGCUUUACCUGAACUGAUUUCAAAAACCUCAAACACAACAACCCGUCCAACCCAGGAAGCCACUGCAAACACUGAAGGAUUCCCAAACCAUUCGAGUGCAGGAAGUGUAGCAGCAGUCUCUGUAGUGGUUAUCUUAGCAGUGGUGGCCUUACUUGGAGGAUUCAUCUACUUUAAGUUAAGAAACUCUGGGUAUGGACGACUGCUUGAUGAUCAGGACUAUGGGACCUGGGGUAAUUACAAUAACCCUUUGUAUGAUGAUUCUUAAGAAGACAAACUGGCUUUCUAGGUUUGUUUAUAUCCAACCAUCUAAUGAAAAGUGUUUUUUUUUUAUUUGUUGAGAAAACUUGGCCAAACAUAAUUGAAUUUCUUUGAUUUCUUCCCAUUUAUUUUGUUCUGGUUUAAAUUUGUUCAUCCUCUUCUGAAUUCCCUCUGUUAUGCAAAAUGGGAUAGUUCUGCUGGUGGAUUCCUCACACACAUCAUCAUCAUCAUCAUGACGAAGAGAUGCAGUAAAUAGUUGAGACAAAUGAAGAUUUUCCGAGUAUUCCUAAGUUAAGGAUGAUGUUAGUGCUGCAGUAAUUCCUGUUGUCAGCAGUCCUAUAUAAACACCACCAAACAAAAAACAUCGAAAUGAUUACAGGGGACUGAAAUAGGAUUCAGUGUGCUGCUGACACAUUUUAAACAUCUUCACGAGACUUCAAUUUUAUUUUGAAACCUGGAUUGGUGAUCAACUAAGAGAUUCCAGGAAUUGUGACUCUUGAGUGGAAUUCCUGUUCAAGUUUCAGUCUUGCUGUAUAACUGUGCGUGUGUGUGGCUGUCACCAGAUUACUCAUAACUCAGCAUUGACUUUCCAAAAGUAAUUUCAUCGCAGUUCAGUUUCCAGCCCAGAGCUUUGACGGUGAUAAAUGAGAGAUGGGGUUUUUGAGAUUUAACGCAGCACCAUCUUCACCAGUUCCCCUGGCAUUACAUACUGUUAACAAGGAUCCAUGCUGCCAUGGGUACAUGACCAAAUUCCUCCUUCACAGUUUUUGAGAAUCAUUUCUUUUCAAAUUCCUUCAUGGUAACAGUGGUAGUGUCAGUAUGUGUUGCCCAUCCUUGUUGCCCUUGAACUGCGUGGCUUGUUCAGCCAUUUCAAUUAAGAGUCACCCACGUUGCUGAGGGCCUGGAGUCACAUUUAGGCCAGACCGGGUAAGGAUGGCUGAUUUCCUUCCCUAAAGGACAUUUAAUUACUGCCUCCAAUAACUAGGAAAAUACCCCACAGUUACAAUAACUUGAUGAAUCUGUAAAAUAAUGUGUGGUCAAACAUUGAUAGGAAGUGGUUAGGUGUUGUUUUGGUAAUCAUUUCAUUAUAAGCCUUGUGUGAUAUUUUACAUGCAAAUCACUGAUGUUUGUAAAAUAGCAGGGUCAAUUGAAACAGACAGUUUAAAAACUUGGCUGAUUAUUUAAUGUAUUUCAUGUCAGCUACACAGUGUGUGGAGGCAGUAACUUAUAGUUCAGUCAGAUGACUGGAUAUUUUUAAGCAGUUGGAACCCAAGCCAGUAUUCAUUUGCAAAUUCCAGUUACACUUCCAGAAAUACACAACCUCAUAAAAUACAGCAGGAUCACGGGAUGGUACUUGGGAAAUAAAUCUGUAAAUGAUGCAGCAGGUCAGAUGACACAAGAUUUGCUGAUGAGACUAAGUUAUUUAGCAAAGUGAUGUGAUUAACAGAAACUGAUCACAAUGGACAGAUUGGAGCAGGUUGAGGAGCACAGCAAAGACAGAGUUCAUUUUGAAAUGGACUGGCUCACCAGCACAGAGACUGAAAUGGAAAAGAUGAGGUUGUGGAGAAAUGAAAAUUAGUUUGGUUUAAUUGUCAUCCAUCCAGGUGCCAGGGAUUGAUCAGGUAUUGGUUUUUAUUCAGACAAGGAUGUGGGGUUGUAAAUCCAGGCAAACUAUUUUGAUCACAAUGAAUCAUCAUUGGGGUCAAUUUUUAGAAAAUAGGUUGGAGUGGGUUAGGUUGUGGGUUGG